GAGCGCCAUGGACGUGCCGCGCGCCGCGAGCGUCAACGCCGAGCCGGGCUGGUACUUGUCGGCUCAGGAGGCGGACGAGGGCGCCCCGCUCCUGGCGCCGCCGGGCCGGGGAUCGUUGAAUCAUUUGUCACCUGGUACUUCAUUUGGCUUCUCAGUGUUUAAUUUAAUGAAUGCUAUCAUGGGCAGUGGAAUCCUUGGACUGGCAUAUGCUAUGGCUAAGACAGGAAUAAUUGGAUUUAGUGUGUUGCUGCUGGUCAUUGCCGUCCUGGCAUCUUACUCUGUGUUUCUGCUGCUCACUAUGUGCCUUCACACUGCUGUCACUUCCUAUGAGGACAUUGGGCUCUUUGCAUUUGGCUCUCCUGGAAAGGUCCUUGUGGCCAGUACAAUCAUUAUACAGAACCUUGGAGCCAUGUCAUCUUAUCUGUUCAUUAUUAAGUCUGAACUUCCUGGAGCCAUUGCAGGACUUCUGAAUGGAGACCAUAGUGGCUCCUGGUACCUUGAUGGGAGACUGCUGUUACUGAUUACCUCCGUUUGUAUUGUCUUCCCUCUAGCACUUCUUCCUAAAAUUGGCUUUCUUGGCUACACAAGUAGUUUAUCAUUUUUCUUUAUGGUGUACUUUGCUCUUGCGAUCAUAAUCAAAAAGUGGUCCAUUCCUUGUCCUCUACCGCUAAAUAUUGCUGCAGGAUUCUCUCAGGUCUCAAAUUCCACUGGGAACUGUCAAGCAGCACUCUUUAAUUGUUCCAAGGAGAGUGCUUAUGCCAUUCCAAUUAUGGCUUUCUCAUUUCUCUGCCAUACAUCAGUAUUGCCAAUUUAUUGUGAACUGCAAAGUCCAUCCAAAAGCAGGAUGCUGAAAGUAGCCAACACUGGAAUUGGUCUGAGCUUUCUAGUUUAUUUUGUGUCUGCACUAUUUGGAUACCUCACUUUUUAUGAUCACGUGGACUCAGAGUUGCUGCAAGAAUACAGCCGGUACCUGCCCCGUGACACAGUCAUCUUGACAGUAAAACUGGGCAUCCUCCUGGCCGUGCUGCUGACGGUACCCCUCAUCCAUUUUCCUGCAAGGAAGGCUAUAACCAUGAUUUUCUUUUCACAUCUUCCCUUCUCCCUGGUGCGCCACAUUCUCAUCACGUUGGCACUCAACACAACUGUUGUGUUGCUAGCAAUGUAUGUGCCUGACAUCAGACAGUUUUUUGGAGUAGUAGGUUCAACCACAUCAACUUGCCUGCUCUUUGUAUACCCGGGGCUGUUUUAUCUUAAGAUCAGCACAGAGGACUUUAUAUCACGACAGAAGCUUGGGGCAUGUGCGCUGCUAGUUUUUGGCCUCUUGAUCGGCCCUCUCAGUUUAGCACUAAUCAUUUACAAUUGGAUUCAUCCAUGAAAGAAUUCCUGCCUCGAACUGGGCAUGACAACGGCAGCCCCGGUGGAGAUCUCCACCAAUGUCUUACAUAAAAUUACCCAGUUAAAUACGGAGCUUUGGAAAACCAUCACGAACUGUACUGCAAUUCAGGUUUCUCUUCACUCGAAUAAUCCCUGCCAUUCUGCAAAUUUAGCCUGGAGCUAAAGAAGAUUAUAGCAACGACUCUGCCCUUGGACUGUCUCUCUGCUUUGGCAUCAAGGCACAUGCUUCUCUACCCAGCGAGCAGUAACUCCUGAAACUUGAAACACUAGUGACAUUGCAGGAAAGCAGCCCUCUUCAGCCUGGUCACCUCCAGACAUGUUGACCAACAACAACUAGUCUGUGGUUGUCUGGGGAUGCUGGGAGCUGUAGUUCUGUAGUUCUUGAAGGCAGCAGGCUGGGGAAGACCAUGCCAUGUUCUCUAGGCCCAGCCUUAGGUGCCAUCACAAAGCCGAACGAGGUGCCAUCACAGCCAAACUGUGCACGAGAGAGUUUGCGGGCUGGUGAAGUACCCAGCUGUGGACAGGUUAUGGCUCCGAUCCAGCAAGACAGGUGGUCUUCCAAGAAAGCUCUUUUGAAAAUGGCUGAAAUUGCACCCCAGCUGUUGCUGUCGGUUUCGCAGAAACUGUUUGCAAAGCUCCUCCCACUGCCUUAUCCCCAGCAUGCUGGGCCUAAACACGCUGGCCCAGCCUCGGUUGGAUUACAGUCCCUCAUGCAAGACAAUUUACCGUUGAGCGGAGAAGUAAAAAAGGGCACGGGUUUACCUUGCCUGCCCAUCGUCCUGACUUUGCAGCAUAUUGACCGUGCAAUAUGUAUAGUUUUUAUAAUAAGAUCAUGGGGUGGAUGCAAAAUAAAACUCUCUUCCGUUGAGGUA
Molecule: messenger RNA, 2267 nt
Organism: Varanus komodoensis (Komodo dragon)
Lineage: Eukaryota; Metazoa; Chordata; Lepidosauria; Squamata; Varanidae
Gene: SLC38A6
Product: solute carrier family 38 member 6
Exons: 16
Coding region: 8-1375 (455 amino acids)
Biological process (GO): L-glutamine transport; amino acid transmembrane transport
Molecular function (GO): L-glutamine transmembrane transporter activity
Source: RefSeq, a predicted model, not a curated record